UCCUAGUCCGCCAUGAAAUCUGCACCAGUUCUAGCGGGAGACAUGGACCACCCGUUCAUCCCGGACAGGCCAUGCAUUCAGCUUUGGGGUUUGGUUUUGUUGAUAUCCGUGCAUUUGAAAUUACGAAUGCUACGCGUGUUCUAUUUCUUGAAGACGCAACAUGGCGCAUAGAAGACUUGGCUCCAGAGUAAGAGGCUGCAUGUACAAGAAUCUAACCAUCGCGCCCUCGUUUUCCCGUACUAUUUCGAAAAAAAACCCAAUGGUGCAUAGUGAGACCAGAUGGAUAGAGAAACAAUCAAUAACAGCAAACACAGCUUCGAGGAUCCUACCACGAUGGACGAGGCGACGUCAGAACUCACCCAGAAAGCUCGGCGACACCCGCCCUCCACUCCCACAUCCCGAAGACCAAGAUGCAACCUCCCCAGCAAAUCAGAGUCCAUCACUUCCCAAGCAUUACCCAUCUUCUGCCAGUGCUCGAAACAUUCCGCAACAGCAUUGGGCCAAAUAAAACCCUGCAUGUGCUCUUUCUCUCCUAC
This is a messenger RNA of Colletotrichum acutatum, 536 nucleotides long. RefSeq lists its product as uncharacterized. The record is from RefSeq and is a predicted model, not a curated record. The transcript has a single exon. Lineage: Eukaryota; Fungi; Ascomycota; Sordariomycetes; Glomerellales; Glomerellaceae. Bases 161 to 508 code for a protein of 115 amino acids.